Molecule: messenger RNA, 1579 nt
Organism: Cryptomeria japonica (Japanese cedar)
Lineage: Eukaryota; Viridiplantae; Streptophyta; Pinopsida; Cupressales; Cupressaceae
Exons: 3
Coding region: 460-1245 (261 amino acids)
Biological process (GO): regulation of DNA-templated transcription
Source: RefSeq, a predicted model, not a curated record
CACUACAUUUUCUUUUUGCUGUCGUCCUUCUUUGACCGUAGCUCUGUACUCUACCCUUUAUUGGAAGAUUUCGUAAUCUUAGAGCAUGGAUACAAUAAUUGUUAUCCCAACAAGUUUGGGACUGGACUAUAAAAUAAUAUAUGGGCUUGCAGUUUUCUCAAGCUUGAUGGAUUGUAGGUGUUGAGUUUUCAUGCUCCAAAAUCAUUGGAGAAAAAAUCUUUGGAACUUUGCUCAGAGGCAUUGAGGCUUAUUUCAAAUGUUUACAACGUGGGAAUGAUGUCUGGUGCAAACAUUGUUGCAAGUGAUUGAAUGAUCUGUUACAAACAUCUUAGUGCUGGGUAUCCUCAACUUACAUUCUGGUAAACUUAGCAUCCGGUAGGCUAGACGCUGAGAAUUUACUAUACACACACACACUUGUAAAAAAGAUAAUUUUUGUGGGUAGCUGACCUUGAGCAUUCCAUGGAUUUGGAGGGGAGAAAUCUUUCUUCAGUGGUAGUACAAAAAUCUGGACAUUUUCUUCCAGUCUAUAGGUUUGUUCAGCAAUAUAUUUCCCAUUUAUUGCCAGCAUUAGAAAGAAUUGAAGGUGAACGUGCAAAGCAAUCUAAGUCAAGACGUGAGCAUGUCAUAAGGUAUGAAGUAGAUAUGGCGCUUGCACUGUCAGCCAAAGGGUUUACCUGGAGUAGUGCCCUUAGGUCCAAAUUAGAGAAAGAGAGAGAUCUUGCAAUUAAGAAACCGGCACAUAUCAUACAGUUUCAGAGCUCUGAGAUAGAAGGAAACAUGAGAUUCUUGCUAUUUCCACAGUUAAAAGGCAACCUGAAUAUACACUAUUCUUCCACUGCUCCAAAUAAAUACUGCAUUCACAAAAAAUUCUGUGAGUAUUACAGUGAUCCUUGCACUGUGAAAGGCAAUCUUGGGAAAGUAGUUUAUGAUAAGGUUUGCUGGAGAAAUACGAAGAAAAGUCUUUAUGAAAGGAAGACGAUUAACUCAGUCUAUGAAGCUAAAUAUAAAAGAUGGAGGCCUAAAUUAGUAGUUAAAAGGCUUAAAAUGACCAGAAAAAUCAAAGAAAAAAGGAGUGUGCAGGCUCGUAUUGAAACUCUGAGGAAGCUCACACCAGGAGGGAAUGGCAUGGAGACAGAAGUUCUGUUCAAAGAAUUGGGUAACUAUAUAACUUGUUUGCAAAUGCAAGUAAAAGUCCUCCACCACUUGACCGAGUAUUCAGCUAGAGAUGGCUCCACAAUGAAUUAAGAGUAAAGAGUUUUGAGGCUGGGAUUUCUUUGAAAUUGUUACAGUGCAGCAAGCAGUCACCUGCAAGAGAUGGGUCAGAGUUUAAAUUACUUCCAGGUACUAGAGAAAAUUACAGUUUGCAAAUAAAUCUAAUAAGUGUGUACUUCUUUAAUCCAUGCCAUCGUUAUCUCUGAAACGGUGACACGCAGAUUAGAUAUUAUUUUUAAAAUUACCAAGAAAAAGUGAUAUGAUAUCUUGAUGAAGAUCGAGAUAACGAUUAGAACAGCUGUGGAAUGAAUGUAAGAACAAAUAUUUGAAAUAGCCAUAUAUUGCCGAAUAGCUCUGAUUGAAUCCA